This is a messenger RNA of Epinephelus lanceolatus (giant grouper), 2650 nucleotides long. RefSeq names its product protein kinase X-linked (gene prkx). Gene Ontology annotation, cellular component: cAMP-dependent protein kinase complex; cytosol. The record is from RefSeq and is a predicted model, not a curated record. Gene Ontology annotation, molecular function: ATP binding; cAMP-dependent protein kinase activity. Gene Ontology annotation, biological process: protein phosphorylation. Lineage: Eukaryota; Metazoa; Chordata; Actinopteri; Perciformes; Serranidae.
AGGGAAGAGCUGCCGCUGGGUGAGGUCUGCUGCUGAAGCGGAGUAAAUAAUGGAGAUAAGCAGUAAAGUUGAGGCAGAAAAGGCAGAGUCUUCAUCGAGUUAGCACCGCUGUACAUCCUGCUUUCAUCCCGGACUAACACACUCUAUCCCGGGGCUUCUCCUUCAGCUCCCCGGUGCUGCGGUGCAUCUCCCGUUUAGCUCACCAUGGACUGUUAGCUGCUAACCAAAGUCGCUAACGCUACUUGCCAACGCAGUGCACCUGUCACCUGCUUCUUUGUCUCAUCGUGUCGGCGGCUUCACCUCCUAUUGUCUGUCAAUCCACUCAACUAGUCAACACAACAUAAACGUCGGCUGCUCAUCCAGAAGGCGACUGUAACCGAGAACAAGCGGUGCUGCCACGGCUCGUCAGACAAAGAAGAUGGACCAACUUGAACUCCCUGCGGUCAGAGAUGUAUGAUAUGAACUCUGCAUGCGUCCCGUUGGAUUGUUACAAACCCAAAUAAUCAGCUCGUUCCGAAAUUUAAAAAUGGCGUCCUCCAAAGCAAAGGUUCCAGUCAACACUGAGACCAACUCCCUGAAGGAAAGCAGAAGCAACGCUAGCUGUUCAGGUGGAGAAGCAUCACCAAAUAACCGGAUAUAUUGCCUUGAUGACCUGGAGACCAUUGCCACAGUUGGCACGGGGACUUUUGGCCGAGUCUUCCUGGUCAAGGACAAGAAGAGCAGGGCCUUCUACGCCCUAAAGCAGAUGAAGAUCCCGGACGUGAUCCGACUGAAGCAAGAGCAGCACGUCCACAACGAGAAGGAGGUGCUGGCAGAGGUCAACCACCCUUUCCUCAUCCGACUGUUCUGGACCCACCACGACGAGCGCUUCCUCUACAUGCUGAUGGAUUACGUGGCAGGUGGCGAGCUGUUCAGCUACCUGCGCAGCCGCGGGCGCUUCAGCAACGCCACUGGCCUCUUCUAUACCUCCGAGAUCGUCUGCGCCAUCGAGUACCUCCACUCCAAAGAAAUCGUGUACCGUGACCUGAAGCCCGAGAACAUCCUGCUGGACAGUGAAGGACACAUCCGCCUGACCGACUUCGGCUUCGCUAAGAAGCUCUCUGACAGGACGUGGACUCUGUGCGGCACUCCCGAGUACCUGGCUCCUGAAGUCAUCCAAAGCAAAGGUCACGGUCGAGCGGUGGACUGGUGGGCUCUGGGCAUCCUAGUCUUUGAGAUGCUUGCUGGGUACCCGCCGUUCUUUGAUGACAAUCCAUUUGGAAUCUAUCAGAAGAUUCUGGCCGGAAAACUGGAAUUCCCACGCCAUCUGGAUUUCUACGUCAAAGACCUCAUCAAGAAAUUUCUGGUCAUUGACCGAGCCAGACGGCUAGGCAACAUGAAGAACGGAGCAGACGAUGUGAAGAAGCAUCGAUGGUUUAAGACAGUCGACUGGGAGGCGGUUCCUCUGAGGAAACUCAAGCCUCCCAUACUUCCUAAAGUUUCCCAUGAAGGCGACACCUCUAACUUUGAUGUUUAUCCAGAGGAUGACUGGAAGAAAGACCCUCCUGUGCCUCAGAAGGACUUAGAGAUCUUCAAGAACUUCUGAUCACUGAGCCCGGCUUAUUUAUUGAUGGAAUAUCCUGAGAUUUGACACAACAUAUUGUAAAGUUCCUGUCACAGGUACGAUCAUGGAGAAAAAGCUUAUUUAUCAAAGCCGGGAGUGUCAUUGUGGCCUCCCUGAAGACAGCCUCCAAAUGAUCGAUGCUGUGACAUGUAUCACACCACAGAGAUGAGUUGCUUUUUAUAUUUUUAUUUAUCUGACUAAAGUCAAACCUUUUUGCUGUUUUCAUUUUUUUUAUCAGUUUUUUCUCUGAGCCUGCUCAUAUGCAAAAAAAAAGUGGUUCGUUUGAAACCAAAAGACUGUUACUUUCUAGGUUUUAAAAGAAAAAAAUAAUCAGGUCUUUUUUUAUAUUAUCAUGUUUUAUAUUUUACCUCUUUUUAAAAAUGUUUAUGUAGUUAUACUUAAUGUGACUCCAGACUGGUGCUGUAACUGUCAGCUGGCCAGUAGUCAUUACUGUGCGGUUUUAAACUUAUUAUAUCGUAUGUAAUCAUGAGUCAGCCACUUUAUUUCAAAAUGCGUAGCACUUGUAAAAAGGUGCCUUACAUCACAGUUUGAUGGGCAUGAUGUCUCAUAAUUACAGAAAGGUCACUUGAAAUAAUGCUUGUGUCAGCUGUCAGCGCUCCGUGCAGUAACGAUAGGACUCUCAGAACAUGUGAGAAUGGGCUGCCAUGUGUCCCACUGUAAAGUUUCCUUCUCCCAGCUCCCUGUUGAUGGUUUAUUCACAGCCAAAUGACUUUGUUAUUACCCAACAGUCGCGGACUUUCCCAUGGCACUUUGUGCUCAUUCACUACACUUAUCAUUAUUAUCAUUAUCAUUGUUGUCAUGCUUUUAAAACCGAGUCAUGUGCGGUAAAAAGGUGCUGGGUUGUGAGGUAUCAAUGUUUAACCUGUCACUCUGUAGAGCUACAUCUAAGUUGACCAGGUCAGUAUUCAUCAGUGGCUCAGUUUAAUGUGCACAAGGCUUUAGUUAGUAUUUUGGGACAACACUGGCCUUUAAAAUGAACUCCGUGUGAUUUUGUUCGCUACCAUUAAAAUCCAAGUGAUGAUGUGG